AUGCUUCACCUUGCAGUGCUCCUUUCGUUGGGAUGUUUAGCCAGCGGAGGCGUCAUCAACACGCUGGAUGUCAACGAUUUUCACCGCUCCAGAGUUCAAGGCCUAAAUCCUGGAGAGGAACUUCAAAUUGAGCUGCAAUUGCACCCCGAUGCGGAAAUUCUCCUCCGUGGAAAUGCGACUGCAGCCGCCUACAAAGACAGCGCUUUACUGCUCAAUUUGACUAUCAACCGGAAUGAAGGGGCGACCCUAGCUAUUGGGGGUAAGCGCCAUUGACAGUAGCCUAGUCUGUUUGUAGAUACGGUAAGAAAAACAGAAUUGCUGCUCCUUGAGGAGAAAGUCGAGGUAAGAUUGAGCCGAAAGCAGGGCGAUACAUUUCGUAUCAUAAUUGACGGCAAUACGUUCUACGAAGGAUCAGCCGAUUUUGCCAGUUUAACGAGAUACGUGCACGUACACGGCGAUGUACUUGUCACUCGCUUCAGCGCGCAAGAAGCGACAAGAUUAGCAGUCGUUAAUAAUGUCGCUAAGAUCGACUUGGAUGUAGGUAAGGAACCGAAGAAAAUUAAGGCUGUCUGGGAAGAAAAUCUUCUGUGAAUUGCUUGUGUUUUCUGCUAAAGAUGAGAGAUAAAAUACUGUCAUUUAUUAUGUUACAGGCGAUGUUUUGUCCCUCGGCUUCAGCAGUACUUACGUGCGUUUGGCUCUGCUCGAUAAUCGGGACAACCAGAACCUCUAUCUGUCUACCGGCAGUUAUUUCAACCUUUACAAAAAUGCAGGAAAAGAAUACACGGAUCAUGAGUAUUUUUCCUAUACACCCCAGUCUGGCAGCACAGCGGUAAUCUUCGCGAAUAAACCACAAGGCCUUCAAGUUUUUGUCAACAGAGCGGGUUACUUAUGGAAGCACAAUUACAAUGCGGCUAGUACGGCUUACCAGCGACUUUACAUUGAUCCGGCGUACUUACCCUACUUCCAGAACAACUCUAUUACAAGAAAACCAAAGCCAUAA
Bursaphelenchus xylophilus (pine wood nematode) is the source of this 1000-nucleotide messenger RNA. NCBI's taxonomy places the organism in Eukaryota, Metazoa, Nematoda, Chromadorea, Rhabditida, Aphelenchoididae. The record is from the annotation of a GenBank genome assembly.